Cornus florida is the source of this 1447-nucleotide messenger RNA. Its product is annotated as F-box/kelch-repeat protein At1g23390. Gene Ontology annotation, biological process: proteasome-mediated ubiquitin-dependent protein catabolic process. The transcript has a single exon. NCBI's taxonomy places the organism in Eukaryota, Viridiplantae, Streptophyta, Magnoliopsida, Cornales, Cornaceae. The record is from RefSeq and is a predicted model, not a curated record. Gene Ontology annotation, cellular component: cytosol; nucleus. Gene Ontology annotation, molecular function: protein binding. Bases 48 to 1199 code for a protein of 383 amino acids.
CAUUUCUCCACAAAGCCUCCACAGAGAAACCAAAAGAUAUUCUAAAAAUGGCGAGUGUCACUCAGAAAGUUGUUGCAGACGAAGAAGAAGCAAAACAAACCCCCAUUCAUGGCGACAUCUUGGAGAAGAUACUCUCGCACGUGCCGCUCCUCGACCUCGUGCCGGCUUCGCACGUGUCCAGGGCAUGGAACCACGCGGUCUCGUCUUCCCUCCGCAACUUCAUCAUGCUCAAGCCGUGGCUCGUCGUCCACACGCAGAGCACGCGCUCGCCUUAUUUGACCACCGCGCACGCGUACGACCCUCGCUCGCACGUGUGGAUCGAGUUCCGGCAGCCGCCGAUCAAGUACGUGUCGACGCUCCGGUCAUCGCACUCAAAUCUCCUCUACAUGCUCUCCCCCUCGAAACUGUCGUUCUCGUUCGAUCCGCUCCACCUGACCUGGCACCACGCCGACGCUCCUUUCGUGUGGCGGACGGACCCCAUCGUGGCGGUAGUCGGCCGCCGCGUCAUAGUCGCCGGCGGCAGCUGCGACUUCGAGGACGAUCCGCUCGCCGUCGAGAUCUAUGAUAUCGAGUCACGCGAGUGGGACACGUGCCAGUCGAUGCCGGCGGUUCUCAAAGACUCCGCCGCGUCGACGUGGCUGUCGAUCGCCGCAAACGAUCGGAAUUUGUUCGUAACAGAGAAAUAUUCCGGUAUGACGCACACUUACGAUCCGGAGACGAAGACCUGGUGCGGACCGUACGAUCUCCGUCCCGAGCCGUGCAUUUUCUACUCCGUCAUUGCUUUUUCCGACGACCGUCUGAUUCUCAUCGGACUGAUCGGAGACGGAGACAGCCUCGGAGUGAAACUGUGGGAAGUGGAUUCCGAUACCUUCAACUGCAAAGAAAUUGGAGAGAUGCCAUUGUGUCUGAUUGAGAAACUAAAGAUGGAAAUUUUUCAAGUUUCGUCGAUUGGGGUUUGUUUGGCGGGAAAUAUAGCGUAUAUAUACAAUCCAUCGGAGGUGGAGGAGAUAGUGAUGUGCGAGCUCGUGGCCGGUGGUUGUAGGUGGCGGAGUGUACGGAAUGUGGUGGCGAGUGAUCGGAAUUGGAUGGAGAGGUUCGUGUUUACGUGCUCGGAUGUAGGUAUUGAUGAUGUGAACAGGGCAUUGAGGUCUGAGAAUCUGAGAUUUGCGAUGAAGACGAGUUGUGGUGGUGAGUCGUGAGUGAGUUGACGCGGCUGAUCUAAAGGACGCCGCGACUCGAGCUUUUUUUAAGGAAUUAGGAUGCACUAAAGAAUUUGAUGGCUGGGGUCUGGGGAAUUUUUUGAUUUUGGUACACUGCUAGUAGGUGAAAAUGUGUGUGAUUUUAACACAUCGUACCUUUGUUUUUUUUGUGUUUUUUUUUACUUAGACACAAUGUACCCGUUAUUUUUAUUUUUUUGUCCUUUAAUUUUUUCUCUUUUACUUGAACA